AUGGCGGCGGCGGCGCUGGAGCGCGCGCUGUGGGAGGCCGCGGCGGCGCUGGAGCGGGACGGGGAGGGGGCCGCGGCGGCGGUGGGUGCGGUGCGGGCCGCUCUGGUGGCGGCGGGGGGCCCGGCCGCCCUCGGGGAGCGGGAGCGGGCGCUCUUCGGCGCCUUCCUGUGGAGCCUGGCCCGGGCGUCCCGCGCGGCGCGGCCCGAGGGCGUGUGGCAGAGCUGCUUCCUGGAGGGCCCGCCCGGCCUCGCCCUCUGCGUCCUGCUGGAAACCCUCGCCUCCCCGGGUCCUAGCUUUCAUCCGAGGGAGGUCGUUGAGGUACUGGAACAGUUCCUGCAGGAGGGGCGGAUUUCAGCUCUGAUGUGGGAGGUCUGUCAGCAGCAAGCACAGGCUGGCUCACCUGAGCUGCAAGAGGCCCUGCUCAACAAGGUUGUAUGUUUGCCUGAUCACGUGAGCAAUAAACUCCAGGGGAAAAACCCACCAGUGUUCUUCCCACAGAACUACUUUCCUCUCCUGGGUGGUGCAAUUAUCCAGGUGCUGCAGAAGAUCUCCGAUUCUCUGAGAGGUGGCUUGGAUUGCUCAAUCUCUUUUGUUUCUCAUGUCCUGGGGAAGGUAUGCAUUCAUGGGAGACAAAAGGAAAUUCUGAGCGUUUUGGUACCCCGCCUAACUGAUCUCACCAAGUCAGACUGCAUAUGGCAAAGAAUAUGCUGGCGAUUGGUUGAAUGUGUGCCAGACCGCUGGAUGGAAGCAGUGGUCCUUGGUUUUGUGCAGAGAGCACCUGGGGCAGAUGUCUUGUCUAGGUUGCUGGGGAACCUGGUUGUGAAAAACAGGAAAGCUCAGUUUGUGGUGACACAGAAGGUGCUGCUCUUGCAGUAUGGCCACACGACUGCUGUGCUACAGAACCUCCUUGGCUACCUGUCCCUGGAUAGCCUUCGGCGUGCCUUAUUGAUCAAAGUGCUGCAAGAACUGUUGGAGACCUGGGGCAGCAGCAGUGCUGUGAAACACUCUCCACCUGAGCAGCAGCAGUAUAUUAGCAAGGCCAUCCUUAUCUGCCUCUCCCACCUGAAGGAGCCUGAAAUCGAGAGCUGCAGACAAGAGCUUCUUACAAGCAUGAUGGAGGGUGUGAAAUGCCACUUGGACAGCAAUCGGCCACAAAUACGGCGUCUGGGAAUGAUUGUGGCAGAGAGCAUUAGUUCGAAAAUAAACACUGAUGGGCCUGUCCUGAAGUUUCAGUAUGAAGAAGAUGAUGAAGCAAGAGAAUUGAAGUCCCUUUUGGUGCAGACUCCACCUCUCUGUGUUGUCCCCAGCCUUCCAGAUGAUGACAGGAAUGAGAAAGCAGAUGCUGCACUGCCAUCGGAGUUGGAAAGUAACAAGAAAUCACAUACAGCAGCCACUGUGAUGCCAGAUGAGGAGUCGGAUGCUGAGCUUGACAGUGAUGAUGACCUUAUCCCUUAUGACAUGUCAGAGGAUAAGGAACUGAAGACUAAGGCUCCUGUGUAUAUCCGAGACUGUAUUGAAGUCCUGACAGGGUCUGAAGAUGUGGACAAAUGGGAAGCUACAAUCAAGGCUCUUGAGAGCUUGGUUCGAAAGAAUCCAGCAGCAACAAGAGAGGUUAGCAUGGAGCUGGCAAAAAUCCUAUUGCAUCUGGAGGAGAAGACCUGCAUUGAAGGCUUUGUGGAGCUCCGUCAGAGAGCUCAAGUCGCUGUUUUAACCACAGAUCCAAUACCUGUAGCAAAGUACUUGACCUCCCAGUUCUACUCUCUGAACUACAGUCUUCGUCAGCGCAUGGACAUUCUCGAUGUACUGGUUUUGGCAGCUCAGGAACUGUCCUGUCCCAAAUCCCAUGGGAAGACCAAGCAUUCUGCUGCCCAGAAACCUUGUAUCCAGCUCCUUCCUGGAAGUGACAGCUCUAAGGACUGGAGAAGAAUUGUUGAUGAGAGGAUCAAAAGCAAGACUCGGAGAUUUGCUACGGGCCAGUCUCAAGUGGAAGUGGCUUCUGGCCCAAAUGAGUUCAAUUCUGUUGCUGGGCACUUCUUUUUUCCAUUGAUUCAGCACUUUGACAGGCCUCUGACAACAUUUGAUCUCCUGGGGGAAGAUCACUUUGUCCUUGGAAGACUGGUCCACACUUUAGCAAUCCUGAUGUACUUGGCUGUCAACACUGUGGCAGUUACCGCAAUGGGAAAGGCACUGCUGGAGUUUGUUUGGGCUCUGCGUUUCCACACUGACUCGUAUGUGCGCCAGGGUCUUUUGUCCUGUAUCUCCUCCGUGCUCCUCAGUGUCCCUACAGAGCGUCUUCUGGAAGACAUGACAGAAGAGCUUUUGGAGACUCAGUCCUGGCUGGGAGAUGUGAUGGAGAAAGAUCCGGAUGGGGACUGCAGGAGGCUGGCCUUGCAGAACUUGCUACUAAUGGAGAACCUGAAAAAGAAACUCAAAACUGUCCCUUCCUAGCUGAAGGGUAAAA
Gavia stellata (red-throated loon) is the source of this 2461-nucleotide messenger RNA. It is a transcript of the gene TELO2, whose product is annotated as telomere maintenance 2. Gene Ontology annotation, molecular function: telomeric repeat DNA binding; Hsp90 protein binding. Gene Ontology annotation, biological process: telomere maintenance via telomerase; protein stabilization. NCBI's taxonomy places the organism in Eukaryota, Metazoa, Chordata, Aves, Gaviiformes, Gaviidae. Bases 1 to 2448 code for a protein of 815 amino acids. The record is from RefSeq and is a predicted model, not a curated record. Gene Ontology annotation, cellular component: cytosol. The transcript is spliced from 20 exons.